This is a messenger RNA of Penicillium soppii, 465 nucleotides long. Its product is annotated as nuclear telomere cap complex subunit Ten1. The transcript has 2 exons. Gene Ontology annotation, molecular function: single-stranded telomeric DNA binding. Gene Ontology annotation, biological process: telomere capping. The record is from RefSeq and is a predicted model, not a curated record. Bases 1 to 465 code for a protein of 154 amino acids. Gene Ontology annotation, cellular component: CST complex. NCBI's taxonomy places the organism in Eukaryota, Fungi, Ascomycota, Eurotiomycetes, Eurotiales, Aspergillaceae.
AUGAAUGGGCCGCGUCCCUCGACUCGCGCGUUCCUGUCCGAUCUCUCAUCUUUACAGACGGACUCGAAGAUCCGCUUUCUUGGCUGUGUGACGACUUACACCGUAGCCACUGGGUAUCUAGCCUUGGAACACAACUACCCACGCAGUAAGGCCGAGCCAAAUGUUGUCUCUGUCGACAUCAAUGCACUCCUUGAAGAAGUAACCGCCGAAGCGCUGCGCGUGGGAACGUGGCUGAACGUUGUGGGCUACGUCCGAGAAAUAGAGUCGGUCCAGCCAAUAUCUUCAUUCUCUUCGACCCCCGAAGAUGUCGACCAGCCCAACGAGAGACCAUCUACGGUCUCCCCUCGACCAGUGUACAUCGAGGCCAUCAUGAUUUUUCCAGCUGGGGCCAUCGCGCUCGGAGAAUAUGAGCGGAUUCUUCGCAACUCUCAAGAUGUGGAGAGAAUGGUCAAGUUGACCAACUAA